Varanus komodoensis (Komodo dragon) is the source of this 2119-nucleotide messenger RNA. Its product is annotated as zinc finger protein 708-like. Lineage: Eukaryota; Metazoa; Chordata; Lepidosauria; Squamata; Varanidae. Gene Ontology annotation, biological process: regulation of transcription by RNA polymerase II. The transcript is spliced from 3 exons. Bases 1 to 2118 code for a protein of 705 amino acids. Gene Ontology annotation, molecular function: RNA polymerase II cis-regulatory region sequence-specific DNA binding; DNA-binding transcription factor activity. The record is from RefSeq and is a predicted model, not a curated record.
AUGAACCCCAGUGGUGGAAAAGAGGCCAGUGGCAUUCCGUUGCUGGGAGCAUGGAAACCCAAGGAACAGAGUCUGCCUUUGCAGAUCGGCAGGCAGAUUUUCCAGCAGCCCGUCCGAGGCACCGUUGCCCAGCCAGUCAUGCAGAAUGACAGUGAGGAUGCCACUUUAGGUGACAAGAAAGGAGGAAGUCAGGGCAAGAUGGAGAAUUCUCGGCGCAGAGGAAAUGAGGCUGAGAAUACAACCACGACUGCAACAGAGACAAGUCAAGGGAAACUUCUGGAGACAGCAGAGUUGCAUGAAGAAGCAGGCAAGUCCAAUGAGGGUCAAAAGCAGCAGCAUGCAGGGAGAAGGAAUAAACGGAACGAGCGAUCAGAAGGCACUGCAGCUGCAAUUAGCCAGUCUUCCAAAGUUCACACAAGGGAGAACAUACCCAGGUUCUCCAGGUAUGGCAGAAGAUAUUGCUACAAGAUAGAGCCUGGUGCGUUAGAUACCAGCAGUGAAGACUACGAUGACCAUACCGAUGAUGAGCAUGACCGUGGCUACAGUGAUGAGGAUGACGCAUGUCCCUCAUCAGAGGAAAGUCUCCAUCAAAGUGCACGGACUGACCACCUUCAGAGAAAGGUAAAAGAAAGGAGUAGAUCUGAACCCUCUGAGAAUGGCCAAGGGGGUAAUUUAAGCAGACCUCAGAAUAGCCACCCAGGACAGGCACCUCAUGUUUCCAACAGGCCUGUGAAGCGCGUCAGUCGUGCAAAGUCCUCACACAGUAAUCGAGGAAUUCCUCAAAGUGAAGGCAAACCGCACGGACAAGCUCAUUCUAGCACAUGCUUUAGUCAGAAAGAACAUUUGCUGGAUCAUGAACAAGGCCAUCCUGGUGAGAAAAGACUGGAAUGUCCCCAGUCCGAGGAACUCUUUACUUUUAGUCAACAGGAGAUUCCUUCUGGAGAAAAUCCACAUAAAUGUUUUCACUGUGGGAAAUGCUUCAGUACGAGAAAGGGGGUAAGGAAACAUGAGCUUAUUCAUUCUGAGGAGAAAUCACACAAAUGCCUUGUUUGUGGGAAAAACUUUGGUCAGAGGACCCAUUUGAAAGAACAUCGAAGUAUUCAUACUGGGGAGAAACCAUACAAAUGCCCUGACUGUGGUGAAAACUUCACAUGGCAUAACCAGCUGAGAAGACAUCGAAGAAUUCAUACUGGGGAGAAACCAUACAAAUGCCCUGACUGUGGGAAAACAUUUAUGGACAUUGCAGAUUUGAACAUACAUCAAAGAAUUCAUAGUGGAGAGAAACCAUACAAAUGCCCUGAAUGUGAGAAAAGCUUCAGACGGAGUAAUACUUUGAGAGAACAUCAAAGAAUUCAUUCUGGAGAGAAAUUGCACAAAUGCUUAGAGUGUGGGAAAAAGUUUGGACGAGCGUGCUACUUGAGAGAACAUGGGAGAAUUCAUACAGGAGAGAAACCAUUCAAAUGCCUUGAAUGUGGUAGAGGCUUCACAUGGCUUAUCCAGCUGAGAAAACAUGUAAGAAUUCAUGCUGGAGAGAAACCAUUCAAAUGCCUUGAAUGUGGUAAAGGCUUCACAUGGCUUAUCCAGCUGAGAAAACAUCUAAGAAUUCAUGCUGGAGAGAAACCAUACAAAUGUUUUCAAUGUGGAAAAACUUUCAAAUCCAUUGCAACUCUCAAAGCACAUCAAACAAUUCAUCUUAGAGAUAAAUCAUACAAAUGCCUUGAAUGUGGUAAAAUCUUCCAUUGGAGUAAGAAUCUGAGACAACAUCAGAGCAUUCAUACGGGAGAGAAGCCAUACAAAUGUUUUGAGUGUGGAAAAAACUUCAGGCAGAAUGGAAACUUCACGUGUCAUCUGAGAAUUCAUACUGGAGAGAAACCAUACAAAUGUCUCGAGUGUGGUAAAAGUUUCACAAUGAGUAACUCUCUGAGAAUACAUCAAAGGGUUCAUACUGGAGAGAAACCAUACAAAUGCCAUAAAUGUGGAAAAAGUUUCCGAUCAAGUGGGUGUCUGAUGAAACAUAGAAGAAUUCAUACCGGAGAGAAAUCAUACAAAUGCCUUGAAUGUGGCAAAAGCUUCAGAAGGAAUAAGAAUCUGAGAGAACAUCAGAGAAUUCAUGCUUGAG